This is a messenger RNA of Drosophila serrata, 1032 nucleotides long. It is a transcript of the gene sc, whose product is annotated as achaete-scute family bHLH transcription factor scute. NCBI's taxonomy places the organism in Eukaryota, Metazoa, Arthropoda, Insecta, Diptera, Drosophilidae. Gene Ontology annotation, cellular component: RNA polymerase II transcription regulator complex. Gene Ontology annotation, biological process: neuron differentiation; sensory organ development; regulation of neurogenesis. The record is from RefSeq and is a predicted model, not a curated record. Gene Ontology annotation, molecular function: DNA-binding transcription factor activity, RNA polymerase II-specific; RNA polymerase II transcription regulatory region sequence-specific DNA binding; protein dimerization activity.
AUGUCAUCGAGUGUGCUGAUCCCGAGCGACGUCUUCCCCACGACCAUCAACACGGCCACGAAGAUCUUCCGCUACCAGCACCUAAUGCCGGCUCCGAGUCCCUCCAGUGCUCCCGGCGGCGCCUCGGCGAUGCCCAUCAAGACGCGCAAGUACACACCCCGUGGAAUGGCCGGGGUCCUGGCCCGGUCAGGUUCCAACGGGUCCACCGAGGGCUCCUCCUCCUGCUCGCCGGGCUCCUCGCCGGCGCCGUACAACGUGGACCAGUCGCAGAGCGUCCAGCGGCGCAAUGCCCGGGAGCGGAACCGGGUCAAGCAGGUGAACAACAGCUUCGCCCGGCUGAGGCAGCACAUCCCGCAGUCCAUCAUCGCCGAUCUGACCAAGGGCGGUGGCCGGGGGCCGCACAAGAAGAUCUCCAAGGUGGACACUCUGCGCAUUGCCGUUGAGUACAUACGCCGGCUGCAGGAUCUCGUGGACGAUCUCAAUGGAGGUCCCUCCAACGCCAGUGCCAGUGUCAGUGCCAGUGCCAUGUCCCAGCUGCAGCUCUGCCUGGACGAGUCCAGUAGCCACAGUUCCAGCAGCAGUAGCUGCAGCUCCUCCAACUUGUACUACCAGAACGGAGGAAGCACCGCGAAUACAGCCACCACAACGGUGGCAGCCACGAAUCCCCUCCAGCAACAGCAGCAACUGCAGCGCCAGCAGUUCCCGCACCAGCCCCUGACGCCCAUAUCCUUGAACAGCAACUUGGCUGCGGUUGGAGUGACCGGUGCCGCCACGGGAGCCACCUCACCCACAUCCUCCUUCAACUCCAGCAUGUCCUUCGACUCGGGCACCUACGAGGCGGCUCCCCAGCAGCUCUCCGCUCACCUGGAUCACCUCGACCUGGACGGAGGCGAGGCCCAUGGACAUGGCCACAACCACUCGCAGCUGCAGCUCAAAUUCGAGCCUUACGAACACUUUCAACUGGACGAGGAGGACUGCACGCCCGACGACGAGGAGAUCCUCGACUACAUCUCGCUGUGGCAGGAGCAGUAG